GAUCCGUCCCCAAUAUUAAUUAGGCGGUUUGAAGCAUCAUUUUCUACAAAAUCUUCCAAUCGGAACAUCUAGAAAAUCUUCCAAUCGGAACAAAUUCUUCAACGAUGAUGAUGAUCGAUAACAAUUUGCAAACGCAGUCAGAAUUCCAGUACUGGUUUCCAGUUCUUCGUCGAUUCGGUCCCGACGAUCCCUUUUUCGCUUCCGGAAACAUUGAACGCGAACUUCUUGCCAAACAGGUUGCACUGGAUCUUACUGAAGAGGAAAAACAGCAGCUUAGAAAUUUGGAUGAUGCUGACAGUGAAGUGAGCUGUCCAAUUGUUGGUUGUGGAGCCAAUUUGAGAUCGUUGGUAGAGUUUGAAGAUCAUUACAAUGCAAGGCAUACAGCUUCUUGUUCUGUCUGUUCUAGAGUAUACCCUACAUCUCGCCUGCUUGGCAUACACGUAUCAGAGGCACACGAUUCUUUCUUCCAAGCAAAAGUCGCACGAGGUUAUGCUAUGUAUGAAUGCCUUGUUGAGGGAUGUGGUAUGAAGCUCAAAAGCUACAAAAGUCGGCAUCAACAUCUAAUGGACAAACACAACUUCCCUUCUUCGUUCGACUUCUUUAAAAAGGCCCAACCAUCAAAAAAAGAAAGAUCGAAGAAAAACCAACGUAAACAACACCAUGCCACAUUUACCACAGAAAAUGAAGAAGGAGCGAGUGCAAGUGCGAUGCAAGUAGAAGAAGAGACUCUGAAUGGCCUUGUUUCAGCUGUUUCCAAACUGACUACUUCUGAUUCCACUCCUUCGGCUAUUAGUUUUGGUCGGCGCCAUACUCGUGGCUUGACAUUUGUCCCUCGUGCUGUUCAACAUGAAACAAAGAAAUGAACUUCUUUAGUAUGCUGAGGUAGUUAUUGUGGUAGGCAAAUUAUGGUUACAACUUACAAGGAGUGUUUGGUUCCCUAUAUGUUUUUGAAAUCAUAUGAACCAUGGAAUGUAAUUCAAUGUGGUAUGUUGAAAAGGAUGGUCUUCUUGUUGAACAGUAAAUUUACAUGUCACCGUGCCAAGUUUGCUUCCA
Molecule: messenger RNA, 1053 nt
Organism: Helianthus annuus (common sunflower)
Lineage: Eukaryota; Viridiplantae; Streptophyta; Magnoliopsida; Asterales; Asteraceae
Product: zinc finger protein 511
Exons: 4
Coding region: 105-863 (252 amino acids)
Source: RefSeq, a predicted model, not a curated record